This is a messenger RNA of Stegastes partitus (bicolor damselfish), 1852 nucleotides long. RefSeq names its product transcriptional repressor protein YY1-like. NCBI's taxonomy places the organism in Eukaryota, Metazoa, Chordata, Actinopteri, Pomacentridae. Gene Ontology annotation, molecular function: RNA polymerase II cis-regulatory region sequence-specific DNA binding; DNA-binding transcription factor activity, RNA polymerase II-specific. The coding region runs from base 104 to 1156 and encodes 350 amino acids. The record is from RefSeq and is a predicted model, not a curated record. Gene Ontology annotation, cellular component: PcG protein complex; chromatin; transcription regulator complex. Gene Ontology annotation, biological process: regulation of transcription by RNA polymerase II. The transcript has 5 exons.
AGUUGUUGUCGGAGAGGGAGGAGGAAGGCAGAGAGUAGACAGGAGGGAGGACUAGAGUGCAAAAAAAUAUAGCGUACAAGUAGGAGGAAAUACGAAAUUGAUCAUGGCAUCGGGGGACACCCUGUACAUAGAGACGGACGGGUCCGAAAUGCCAGCAGAGAUCGUGGAGCUGCACGAAAUCGAGGUAGAGACAAUCGAGACAACAGUUGUGGGAGACGACGGUGAGCACCAGCCUAUGAUCGCCCUGCAGCCUCUCGACACGGACGAUCCCAACUCGAUUCAUCCGCACCAAGAGGUGAUUUUGGUGCAAACGAGGGAAGAGGUGGUGGGCGAGGAUGACUCUGAACUGCACACGGAUGACGGUUUCGAGGACCAAAUCCUCAUCCCGGUGCCCGCCGUGGAGGAGGACUAUAUCGAACAGACUCUGGUUACUGUGGCCGGGAAAAGCUCGUCAACAGGCCGGAUGAAGAAGAGUGGAAGCGGAAAGAAAGCGGGCAAAAAGAGCUACCUGAGCGGGGGAGAAAUGGGCAGAAAAUGGGAGCAGAAGCAGGUCCAGAUAAAGACUUUGGAGGGGGAAUUUUCAGUCACUAUGUGGGCAUCGGAUGACAAGAAGGACAUAGACCACGAGGAGCAGAUCACAGGAGAAAAUUCCCCUCCAGAUUAUUCUGAAUACAUGACGGGGAAGAAGCUUCCUCCUGGAGGCAUCCCAGGCAUCGACCUGUCGGACCCCAAACAGCUGGCAGAGUUUGCACGAAUGAAGCCGAGAAAAGUAAAAGAAGAUGAUGCACCCAGGACGAUAGCCUGUCCACAUAAAGGAUGUACCAAGAUGUUCAGGGAUAACUCGGCCAUGAGGAAACAUUUGCACACCCACGGGCCUCGCGUGCACGUCUGCGCAGAGUGUGGGAAAGCAUUCGUGGAGAGUUCAAAGCUGAAGAGACAUCAACUCGUACACACAGGAGAGAAACCCUUCCAGUGCACAUUUGAGGGCUGUGGCAAGCGAUUCUCUCUGGACUUUAACUUACGCACACAUGUGCGUAUUCACACUGGAGACCGCCCAUAUGUGUGUCCCUUUGAUGGCUGCAACAAAAAAUUUGCCCAGUCCACCAACCUGAAGUCUCACAUCCUCACACACGCCAAAGCCAAAAACAACCAGUGAAGCAGCCAUGAACCAGGCUACUGGCAGCGGCGUGAGCGUACACUGGAGGAUCUGACCUGUAUCUCCGCUCCUUGACAAACUAAUGUUCCGUGGCCUGCUUUGUUGUGAGAUAUGAAGUCCCUUUGUAUUGCCUCUAGAUGAAAGGUUUAAACAGAGAAAGUACCUUUUUGCGAACUUUUUGAUAUACAUAUGGAGGUUUGAACAAGGAACUCGUGAGAACGCCCCUCAGGCCUCCCGCCCUACUUUGGCUCUACCCGGAUGGAACAAUUUACGGUUUCUUCUUGUGAAGACGUUAAUUCAUGGAUCUGCACGUUAAAAAAACUUAUUUAUACCUUAACACAGCCAGUUCAAAAGUUUUUGCAAUAUCUGUCAAAUUUGCAUUGAUCCUCAGCAAUGACACCUUUUCAAUUUUGUACUUUUUCCCCCCCAAGUGUGCAUAUUGUACACUGUUUGACAUAAGCUCUGUGGUAACGUAUGUAGUGAGAUUGUCCCCGUAGCUCUUCUUGGAAGAGAUUUCACAGUUUGUUUUACCUCCCCUGUUCCUCCCUCACAUGAGUGUGUUUCAGGAGGGGAUUGGCUGGUCUUUGCAUAUUUUCAUUUUCUACAACGCAAUAUCGGAAUCUUGUAGAUAAUAGCCAUAUGAUUUUCAAUAGUGGUCACUGAUUAAAAAUGUUUUUCCCUCUUGCACUACCAAUA